Molecule: messenger RNA, 5107 nt
Organism: Drosophila teissieri
Lineage: Eukaryota; Metazoa; Arthropoda; Insecta; Diptera; Drosophilidae
Gene: Kdm2
Product: jmjC domain-containing histone demethylation protein 1
Exons: 6
Coding region: 226-4278 (1350 amino acids)
Biological process (GO): regulation of transcription by RNA polymerase II; protein demethylation
Molecular function (GO): zinc ion binding; histone demethylase activity; protein binding
Source: RefSeq, a predicted model, not a curated record
AGCCAGCAAAGAGGUCGGAUCGGAGCGCCGCUGUCCGGAUUCCGGAGAAUUUUUCAGCGAUUCGCGUAUGGAAAAAAUCGAGUUCGUCCGAGUGCGGAUUGCUCAGAAAUCCAGUGAAAUAAGUGUUUAUUCGCUUGAGCCUGGCCAAUAGAGGCCGUCGAGUGGAACCAGAAACGAGCUGCAACAAUAAAGCGUUAACAAAAAAGUAUAAAAUAAGAGGCAGCGAUGUCCACCGCCGUUGAAACGGGGUCGUCGCCUGCCAAGAGCAAUAGCAACAACAAUAGCAGCGGCGGCAACAACAGCGGCAACAACAAUAACGGCAACGGCAAUCUCAGUCCAAAUGCAAAAGGCGUGCAGCGGCGUCAACUGCGCGAGAGGAAGCAGCGCAAGCUCUACCUGGAGGAAUGGUCGCUGGGCGACGAGGAUGGCGAGGGGACGCGCGGAUUCAGCGUCGCCGAGAAGCUCGAAUCUUCAAAGUUCGCGCAGGCGGGAAUGGUGCGCGAGAUGCGCGGAUGCGAUCUCACCGUCGCUUUCCUGCAACAGCACGGCUUCAACAUACCGCUGUUGUUCCGGGACAAAGCGGGCUUGGGCUUACGAAUGCCCGAUCCGCAGGAGUUUACAGUGAACGAUGUGCGACUGUGCGUGGGAUCCAGGCGACUCCUCGACGUCAUGGAUGUGAACACGCAGAAGAACCUGCAGAUGACCAUGAAGGAGUGGCAGCAGUACUAUGACAGUCCGCAGAAGGACCGCCUGCUAAACGUGAUCUCGCUGGAGUUCUCGCACACCCGCCUGGACAGGUUCAUUCAGAGUCCGGAGAUUGUGCGGCAGAUCGACUGGGUGGAUGUGGUCUGGCCCAAGCAGCUAAAGGACGCCCAGCGGGAGGGCACCAACCUGCUGGGCGGCAUGAUGUACCCGAAGGUGCAGAAGUACUGCCUGAUGUCAGUGAAGAACUGCUACACGGAUUUCCACAUUGACUUCGGCGGUACUUCCGUUUGGUAUCACAUCCUAAGAGGGAGCAAAGUAUUCUGGCUAAUUCCACCCACCGACCGCAAUCUGCAGUUGUAUGAAAAAUGGGUUCUCUCUGGCAAACAGGCAGACAUUUUCUUCGGCGAUACAGUGGAGAAAUGUGCCAGAGUUUACUUAACGGCGGGGAACACCUUCUUCAUACCCACCGGCUGGAUACACGCGGUCUACACGCCCACCCAAUCCCUCGUAUUUGGCGGAAAUUUCCUGCACUCCUUCGGGAUAGUGAAGCAACUAAAAACCGCCAGUGUAGAGGAUAGCACGAAAGUGCCGCAGAAGUUCCGGUACCCCUUCUUCACGGAAAUGCUGUGGUACGUCCUCGCUCGCUAUGUGCACACGCUUCUGGGCCACUCACAUCUGGAAGGUGAGGCCUCGUUGAGCGAGGAUGAAAUGGCGGCCCGUCCGCACACCCAUCUUACGCACCACGAGCUCUUUGGACUGAAGGAGAUCGUUAUGUAUUUGUACGAUCUGCCGCCGCAGAAGAAAAAUGUGCCCAGUUUGGUUCUGGAUCCUGUGGCCCUCAUCAAAGACGUCCGAUCGCUGGUCGAGCGUCACUGCAAGGAUCAGCAAGAUCUCGCCAUUACUGGUGUGUCCGUGCUAAAGUCCCCACCAGGAUCGCAGCCCCCCUUUCUGCUGUAUGAUCGCACCCGGGUGAAGCAGGAGAUAAAGCAGGAGAUCGCACGCAAAAAUGCAGAGGUCAUACGGGAACAGCAGCAAUUGGAGGCGGGCAGAGCCAGGGAGGCCGAAUCGGAUACAUCUCAAUCCACUGGAGUGGGAUCUGCCAUCGGAAUGGGGGCUGGAGUCGAGUACAGUAACGGAGUGAUGAAGAAGGAGCAAUUGGAGAACGGUAGUGGCGUCGCCGUUGGUGGGCACGGAUCGCAGCCAGAGGCCACCUUUGCCCUGCCCACAGAUACGCUCAAGUAUCGUCCACCCAAGAAGAUGCAUUUGGCCACCGCGUUGGUGGCAGCCGCUGCAAGCAGCAGCACUGGGGGAGGCGGACCAGUUGCAGGAGUGGGAGGAUCUGCGGCGGUGGGAAGCAGUCACAGUCCUACCGGUGGAGGAAUGGGCCCAAGCCCAGGAGCAGGCGGCGCUAUUAGUGUGAUUGCCACUAGCUCCAGCUACAUGGAAGGAGGACAAGUUGGAGGGAUCCUUAACGUGGACAACUGUCAUUCGCCAGAGGGGGGUGGCGCCAAGCUGUCGCCAAAUCUGACCGGUACCGGCCAACCAAGACGUCGCAGGACGCGCUGCAAGAACUGUGCCGCCUGCCAGCGGUCCGACUGCGGCACCUGCCCCUUCUGUAUGGAUAUGGUCAAGUUCGGUGGACCUGGGCGGGCCAAGCAAACGUGCAUGAUGCGACAGUGUCUAUCGCCCAUGCUGCCGGUCACCGCGCAGUGUGUUUACUGCCAUCUGGAUGGCUGGCGUCAGACACCAGUCUCUCCGCAGACCAAGCAACUGGCUUCCGCCGAUGGGCCCUCCGCUCUAAUGGAGUGUUCCGUGUGCUACGAAAUCGCUCACCCGGAUUGUGCACUCUCGCAGUUAGAUGGCACAGAGGAUGCGGCGGACGCCAAGGGAAUCGUAAAUGAAGAUCUGCCAAACAGCUGGGAGUGUCCCAGCUGCUGUCGCUCCGGCAAAAACUACGACUACAAGCCUCGCCAUUUCCGAGCACGUCAGAAGUCGUCCGAAGUGCGUCGCGUUUCCGUUUCCCAUGGUCCAGGAGGAAGUGCCGAAGGCCACGUGGAUGGAACUGCAUUGCUGCCGCCCCCGGUGGGCCAGUAUAAUGACUUUGUCUUCACCAGUGAGUCGGAGAUGGAAUCGGGGACCGUCAGCGGCCAUAUGACACAUUGGAAACACGGGAUGAAGCGCCACCAUCAGCUGGAGGUUAAGACGGAGCGAAAUAACAGCUGCGACACCCCAUCGCCCGGAAUCUCACCCAAUGCCAUCGGUGGCGAGUCCAAAGUAGGGAAGCGCCGCAAGAGCGACGAUGGAACGAGCGUUAGUAGCAGCAUGCACGAAAGUAAUGACGCCCCGUGCGGCUCUUCGGCGGAGGGCGCUGGAGGAACGGGAACUGCAAAUAUAUCCACCAAUCAGUGGAGUGGCAGUGGCGGCGGCGGUGGUUCCCGCAAGAAGAACUCGAUAAGAUCACAGCUGGCACAGCAAAUGCUGAACUCGUCUACGCGAGUGCUGAAGAAACCCCAGUAUGUCGUGCGGCCAGCAAGUGGAACCGGCUCCUCUUCGUCCAGUGGAAAUGGAGGCAGCGCAUCCGCCACCAAUGGAAUCAGCAAUGGCAGCAAUCAAAGCGGUGCCAACUCCUGUGGAGCUGGCAACGGCGAGCGAGGAACCAAUAACGGAGGAUUGAGCGGCUCCAACGGCUUGGGCAAUCAGCACCACAGUUCAUCCCAAAAUCUAGCCCUGGACCCUACUGUGUUGAAGAUCAUUUUUCGGUACCUUCCGCAGGACACGCUGGUCACCUGCUGCUCAGUGUGCAAGGUGUGGUCGAACGCGGCGGUCGAUCCCGAUUUGUGGAAGAAAAUGAAUUGCUCCGAGCACAAGAUGUCAGCAUCACUUUUGACCGCGAUUGUGCGCAGGCAGCCGGAGCAUCUGAUUUUGGACUGGACGCAGAUCGCCAAGAGGCAGUUGGCGUGGCUGGUGGCACGCCUCCCGGCGCUCAAGAAUCUUUCGCUGCAAAACUGCCCCAUCCAGGCAGUGUUGGCACUGCACACCUGCCUUUGUCCACCGCUUCAAACUCUGGAUCUCAGCUUUGUGAGGGGAUUGAAUGAUGCUGCCAUAAGGGACAUCCUUUCGCCACCGAAGGAUUCGCGACCUGGCUUAAGUGACUCGAAGACGCGGCUCAGGGAUCUCAAAGUAAUGAAGCUGGCGGGAACCGAUAUCUCCGAUGUGGCUGUGCGCUAUAUCACCCAGUCGUUACCGUAUCUGCGGCACCUGGAUCUCUCCUCCUGCCAACGUAUUACGGAUGCGGGCGUGGCACAAAUAGGAACCUCCACCACAGCCAUCGCCCGUCUCACGGAGCUUAAUCUGAGCGCCUGCCGGCUCGUAUCUGAGAACGCUCUGGAGCACCUGGCCAAGUGCGAAGGUCUCAUCUGGCUGGACCUGCGCCAUGUGCCCCAAGUGAGCACCCAGUCGGUGAUUCGCUUCGCAAGCAACUCCAAGCAUGAUCUGUGCGUCAGGGACAUCAAGCUGGUGGAGCGAAGGCGGAGGAACUCGACGACAGCAGCCAGAAGCUGGCACCACGACUGAGCCACUGACAGCUGGAGAAGGCCCAAUCAAUCUUAAUCAUAUGCAUUAGGACAGCACACUUUCUCAGCCCCGAUCCAGCACCAUGUACCCCCAAUCCCUCGCCGGAAUGCAAGCCAAAGAGAGUCGUCGGGCCCUUUGCAUUGCGUGUGGUUAUGUUCUUAAAUGCUAAGCUAGUCAGGAUAGGGUUCAGGUUUAGGUUCAGGUUCAGGUCCAGGUCUGUUUUUCCGAUACUUUCUGAGAAUCUCAAAACUGUCCUAUUUCGAAGAACAAUCCAUUUUCACGGUUUCAAUAUUUUUAGGUAUUUUAUUAACUCAAAUCUAAUAACUUGUUUAGAUGGGAAAUUGCUGCAAUAUUUUCAAGAUAGGUAAUCAGAAAUGUUAUUUUCUGUUUACUCAUUUUCACCUUUGUGUUCCCCAUUUCCUCAAACCACUCCAGGCAGUGUGAAGGGCUGAGCUUCGGUUUUUCCGAAGUUGACAGAUGCCACCCCAAGCGAACCCCAUUUUAUACACGUAGCCCCACCAUCCUCACACUCGGACUUAGCGUAGUGAUUAAGAAUAGCAUUCCCGCGAUGGUAAUUACAUUUAAUCAGUGUCAUAUUUCUAAGCAUGCAGGAAACGUAACAUGUUAGAGAGCAGCACUAGGUGCACCCAUCCAGCUUAAGUAGAUGCAGCUCGCACAGCAACUGAGAAUCACAAGCGGUGCGUUUCGGGACUGUAAGAGCAGUGCCAGCCAAUGAUGAGACCGAUUUUAUUUGAAUGUCGAACCUCUUUUAAACUUCCCCCACAUUUGGCCUUACUCGAUGCAAAUUAAACUCGCUUUGCGCGUUGCG